AUGAAGGCAUUCCCGUAUCUGUUGGCUCUAGCCAGCCUACUCCAGUCUGGCAUCGCAGCACCACAUGAGCAACCCAGACCCUUGCGAAUUCGCACCAACACCAUCUCGCCAGGCGAGGCGAACCAGAUCCAUACCGUGAUAGUCGGCGGCCCCCAGGAUCUCAUCGUGCCCAACUUUAUCAUCGCCGCUAUCGGCGACGUUAUCCAGUUCCAGUUCAGCAGCGGGAACCACACCAUCACCGAGGGCAUCGAGGGCUCGGGCUGCCAGCCGCUGCAAAAGUCCAACCCGCUGGCCAUCCACUCCGGACACCUCCCCUACAACAAGGGCGACCAGAACGUCAUGGUCUUCAACGUGCCCGUCAACGACCUGAACCCCAGGCUUAUCUACUGCGCCACCGGGCCGCACUGCCAGACCGGCCAGGUUGCCGCCAUCAACCCGAGAAAUGGCCAGCAGCUGGUCAACUACAUGAAGGCGUGCCAGCAGGCAAAGGAGAAUGUCGACGCAGGCAGUCCCUCUGGCGGGAUUGUCGCCCAGAUUCCUCUCGAGAAGGCUGCGUUUAUACCCGCAGAGCCGGAGGGUGCCUAG
Molecule: messenger RNA, 585 nt
Organism: Metarhizium brunneum ARSEF 3297
Lineage: Eukaryota; Fungi; Ascomycota; Sordariomycetes; Hypocreales; Clavicipitaceae
Source: RefSeq, a predicted model, not a curated record